Drosophila virilis is the source of this 1244-nucleotide messenger RNA. Its product is annotated as probable 3-hydroxyisobutyrate dehydrogenase, mitochondrial. Lineage: Eukaryota; Metazoa; Arthropoda; Insecta; Diptera; Drosophilidae. Gene Ontology annotation, cellular component: mitochondrion. Gene Ontology annotation, biological process: L-valine catabolic process. Gene Ontology annotation, molecular function: 3-hydroxyisobutyrate dehydrogenase activity; NAD binding; NADP binding. The record is from RefSeq and is a predicted model, not a curated record.
AGUCAACGUCGUCCAUUGAGCAGGGUGUGCGCUCAGUGUGCUUUUGGCAGUGGUCCGAUCGCGUAGGACCUUUAGCAGUUGAGAUUUCUCGUUCGUUUCUGUUCGCUACAGCCUGCAGCCAGUUAACAUGUCGCUUCGCAUUGUGUCGCAGUCCCUGUUCAACGCCUGGAGCCAGACCCUGGUGCGUGGCAUGUCCACGCAGGGUGGCUCCAAAAACAUCGGCUUCGUCGGCCUGGGCAACAUGGGCGGCCACAUGGCCAGCAACCUGAUCAAGGCCGGCCACAAGCUGCAUGUCUUCGAUAUCUCGAAGCCCGCCUGCGACAGCCUGAAGGCCAAGGGCGCCACGGUGUACUCCAAGACUGCGGAGCUGGCCCAAAACUCGGACUUCGUGAUCACCAUGCUGCCCAACAAUGACAUUGUGGACGCCUCGUACGAGGAGAUGACCGCCAAUGGCGUCAACAAGAACACCAUCUUUAUUGACUCCUCCACCAUUGAUCCCAAUCUGGUCAAGUCGCUGCAGAAGCGCAUCAGCGCCAAGGGCGCACGCUUCAUUGAUGCUCCCGUCUCUGGCGGCGUGCCCGGCGCCGAGCAGGCCACGUUGACCUUCAUGGUGGGCGGCACCGAGGCGGAGUACAAUGCGGUUAAGGCUGUGCUCGAGUGCAUGGGCAAACGCAUCACACACUGCGGCGACUAUGGCAUGGGCCAGGCCGCCAAGUUGGCCAACAACAUGAUGCUGGCCAUCUCCAUGAUUGGCGUCUCUGAGGCCAUGAAUCUGGCCAUGCGCCUGGGCCUGAAUCCCAAGACUUUCGCUGAGAUCAUCAACUCGUCCACCGGCCGCUGCUGGGCCUCCGAGGUGUACAAUCCCGUGCCCGGCGUCUCGCCGACCGCACCAGCCAACAACUCAUACAAGGGUGGCUUCUCCACAGAUCUGAUUACCAAGGAUUUGGGUCUAGCCUCGGGCGUGGCCACCGCCUCCAACACGCCCAUUCCCAUGGGCGCCCUGGCCCACCAGAUCUACCGCACGCUCAAGUCACAGGGACUGGGCAACAAGGACUUCUCCGUGGUCUACGACUUCAUGAAGAACGACAAAUACUAAGCAGCUGCCCGAGGAUAGCUCUUGACGGGCUUCCGCCCACCAGUUUUGCAUUUAUAGCGCACUAAGUUAAGCAGUCCAAUUGGGAUUCAAUGUGUUGGCGCCUUUUAGGGCUUCUCGAGUUCCAAUUUUGAUAUACAUAUAUAUAUAU